Messenger RNA from Verruconis gallopava, 3827 nucleotides. RefSeq lists its product as uncharacterized. Lineage: Eukaryota; Fungi; Ascomycota; Dothideomycetes; Venturiales; Sympoventuriaceae. The transcript is spliced from 3 exons. Gene Ontology annotation, cellular component: cytoplasm. The record is from RefSeq and is a predicted model, not a curated record. Bases 428 to 3412 code for a protein of 994 amino acids.
CUUCAAGCACCAGCACACGCUCAGGCUCGGGCUCGGGCAAACGCUCAAGCGUCACAAACCGGCGCAGCCAGCAGAAGAAAAAGGUACAGAAGAAGCACUGGCCGGUCAGCCAGCGAGGCGAUUCCGCUUCCUUGUCAUUUCCUCACCAAGCUGCACGCAAAGUUCGUUUGGACACCUGCAACUCCUCGACAUCUGAUACAAACAUACGUACCGGCUCACCCACUAAGAACUGUCCCAUUUACACUCUCACACACACUCGACUCUGUUUUAUUUCCACUUCUCCUUUCUGCCGCUCUCCCACCCGCCUCCGCCUCACCCUUCUCGUUGCUACCUCUGUGCUCCAUCCUCUUGUUUACGAGUGCGGGUCAUAAUCCAUGACGCUGCAUCCGCCGCAACUACAACGCCGCCAGCUGCUGCCAACGCCAACAUGGUCAAGGCGGAUCCAAAGCGCAAUUAUUAUGCAGACUUAGAGGUGUCACCCUCGGCCGACAUCGACGAAAUCAAGAGGCAGUUCCGCAAGUUAGCUCGUCUCUACCAUCCAGAUCGCAACCCAGGAAAAGAAGUUGAAUAUGUCCCCAAGUUCCAGGCGAUCCAAGCUGCCCACGAGAUCCUGAGCGACCCAGACGCCCGAGCCAAAUAUGAUGCCGACAGACGCAAACUGAAUGCUUACGCCUCCACUAGGCCGAACGUGCCUCCACGUACAAGCGGCCAGACAAACUUCAACCGCAGCCCAUAUGAAGCCUUUUCAAACUUUCCGCCCCCGCGCAUGCGUACCCAGCCCAAGCCAACCCGAGAACGGCCACAGAGCUUCACCACGCAUUCAUCCACACAACCACCGCCGCGACAAAGCGCCUUUCCCAACUUCGCAUCGCCGCACAAUCCGGGACCGAGAGUGCCUCCGAGGCAAACCUACGCCAAAGACGACGCCGACGCGCGAAGGUCGGCGUGGGAACACAUAAAGCACACGAGCAGGCACCCGCAGGAGCAGACAUGGUCCGACGAUGAUGGGCUGCGGAAAGCCCGCGCUGCUAGAGACGCCGCGACCGCUCACCAGAGCAAGCCCGGCCUCGGCAGAAGCAGCACGGUGAAGGGAGGGCAGCCACGCAAGACCGGCUUCGACCCCAAUGCAAGGUUAUCUGGAGACUGGGAACCCCAGGCACGGAGUACCUCGUCAUACAAAGCAGGCUAUCGAACAACACCGCCUAGGGCGCCUUCGCCUCCGCCGGCAACAGCACAUGCCGAGAAGGAGAAGCUUAGAACCGAACCUCUGGGUUCAUUCCGCACGAAGCUGAAUCCCGACGAGGUCCCCUUUUCGGAGGGAGCGCGGGUUCGUACACCAUAUGCGUCCGAGGGUAUAGGUGAGAAGACGUACUUCAACACUGGGAAUCUGUCUCGCUCAUCAAGCAUGCGCGAUGCACCUGAGCUGGCUAAGCAAGCGGCACGUAAAGGACCAUCGCCACGUGCGAACGCUGCUCGUCAUCGGAGCGCCAGCCCUGUCAGUCGAAAUAAUGUCAACAGCAAAUCAUCCCCGAUGUCAUCUUCAAGGCGAGCAUCAGCAGCGCCAGGUUCACGAAGGGGCACGACGUUCAAUCUUGAUUACAGCAGCUCUUCAAGCAGCGAAGUCUCUGAGGAUGACGAAGACCCAGAUUCUGAUGCCUCAGUUAAGCAAAUGUCCGGCUCAGGGGCAGGCGCUACCUUCAAAGGUCGCAAGACGGCGCAGCCGAGCAGCUUCUGGCGAGAAAGGACAGAUUCGCCGCUUAAGGGGCAUCCUAACGGCCCAUUUUCGAGAAACGGGGACCCCGGCUCGAAGACUUCAGGAAUACCACCAAUAUUCUCAUUUUCCAACAUCGAGAAUGGAGGUAACGCGCAGGACCACAGACGUAGGAGCGCCGACAAUAUCUCCACCAACUUCAACGCAAGCGAAUGGGAGGGCACCUUCAAAGGAAGCAAUGCAUUUGCUCCCCCUCCUCCACCGCCGCGCCCGACUUCUGGACGCGGCGCCACAACACGACGACGAGCAUCACCAACUCGACGAGGGUCCUCAAAACCAGCCCAGGCUAGGCCCGGAGCUUCCAGUGACAAUCCAAUUGAUUUAACGUCGACCCAGCCAGGCACGCAGGCUAACCCCAUCGAUUUGGAAGCUGAUGCUAUGCCUUUUCCGCCACCACGUUUCUCGAUGCACUUUGGAGCUACGCAAGACAGCUCUGGCAUACCGCCGAGAAGUGCAGGCUCGUCAUCGCAAGGCGGCGUUUCCUUGGGGGAGCAGCAACAGUCUGGUACAGGGGGACCUGGAACGUUCAGGAGCGAGGAUUGGCUUAGGAAGCCGACCUUCUUCUUCCAGCCCCCGACGGAAGCCCCGAGGCCACCUUCUCCUGGUAAAGCAAACACAACGACGGCGAAGAAGACCAAGGCGACGAGACCACGAAAGCAGUCGAAAGGCGAGAAUCACCUUCGACCUCCAACGCAUGAGUUGUCAAGCGAUGUCGAAGGCGAGGAGUCUGAAGCGACUGGUGGCAAGACGAGUAGAGGAAGCGGUUCCCCUGACGGGGAUGCCAUGGAAAUUGACUCUGAUCUAGCAAGUGGGGCAGGCACGUCGACGAGUCCACGAACAGAGCGGGAGCCGCGCAUUGUACCUGUUGCACCGCAACGGCCAGAGUGGCGCGAACCUGCUGGUGCUCAACCUGGCGUAAAGCCUGGCGUUAUCCCCGGCAUGAAUACAAGCGCCGUGCCCUCCGCUGUUCCUAACGCAGCUGUGCCGGGCCAGGCACAUCCUCCCCCACCCCCACCACCUCCCCAGCCGGCCAUGAGCAACACAAAGCAGAAACGUGACUCUUCGCUCAACUUUGACUCCUUCCACCGAGCGGCACCUUUCGCACCGACGACAAGCGGCAACGGCCUAUCCAGUCUGAAGACCGAUCUCUCGGGCACUCUCCCAUUCGAAUCGCAGCCGUCCCCCGUUCAUCCUGGAAAGCCUACUUUGCCUCGUCAGCUAGAACUGCCGAGAGUACCGAAAGCUCCAAUGCCACCUUCCGGUUCGCGCAUCUCUCAGACACAGUGGCGCGAAUAUAUGUCGGCCAUGGCCUUCUACAUGGGAGCCUGGUACCAAUUCGAGGACAAAAUUCUCGCUCACUUCAACGCGCGGCAUCGCAAUGCCGCCAAGUUCGGGACAGGAAUCCUGUUAACCGAAGGUGGAGUCGGCGGCGCGGCAGAUGCCAUGAGACUUCUGGAGGCUGGGGGAGAGGGCUCGGAGGAAGGCUACGCGAGUUACCUGCGCGGCAUGGAAGAAGACAUCAAAGUCAGCAAGCAUUGGGAUGUAGCAAAAGAGAAGCACCGAUUUGCCAUCGAGACGCUGCUGGACUUCAAGAAGAAGAUCUAUUUAGGCCAGGCUCAGAUCAUCGGCAAUGCACAGUAAGGGAACGGUAGUGAGACGCAGUAGUCCCAGUGAUUUUGUCCGGUUUGACAAGGAGAGCUUGGAAAUGGUGGAAAAGGAGAAGGACAUGUUUCUGCUUCGCACCGCCGACUAUAUGACAUACUGUAACGCAGGUUUUCUUCUACGGUGUGGGCAAUGUGCAAGGCUUUGGUAGUGUUUUCGUCUUUAUACUUAGCACGGCGUCUUUCUGGUAAUCAUGGUUUGACAAGUCUGGGAAUUGAGUCACGGACAGUGUAGGAGUUUGUUUGUUACGGGAUAUGGUAAAUUUCACGGCCGAGCGAAGCAGCGCAACUCAUAACAUAGCAUAGAUAGAAUCGCAGCUCACGUGCAACGUAGAGCUCGAUGUUAACGAUCGUCCAGACGGAUAAUUGAGUGUCAAGGAUCUCGUUCCUAUAGC